This is a messenger RNA of Daucus carota subsp. sativus, 1749 nucleotides long. Its product is annotated as cytochrome P450 CYP736A12. The record is from RefSeq and is a predicted model, not a curated record. Gene Ontology annotation, molecular function: oxidoreductase activity, acting on paired donors, with incorporation or reduction of molecular oxygen; heme binding; iron ion binding. Lineage: Eukaryota; Viridiplantae; Streptophyta; Magnoliopsida; Apiales; Apiaceae. The transcript has 2 exons. The coding region runs from base 99 to 1625 and encodes 508 amino acids.
CAACACAUAAGUUGUCACUACAUGCAAAACAGAUCGACCUCGGUUGCCACGGCAAAGAAACCAGCUAUUUCGACUGAACUACCCGCGUACAAAAAAAAAUGUACGAAUCAACCAUGUUUGUCAUAUUGCUUAUCCUCGUACCCAUCUUGUUGCUCGUCUAUCGCCGGUGGACCACCUCAAAUCCCCACCACAAACUCCCACCGGGACCCCGCGGGCUCCCGAUCAUCGGGAACCUCCACAUGCUAGGCACCCUGCCUCACCGAGCCAUCACCGAGCUCGCCAAACACUACGGCCCCAUCAUGUCCCUGAGCCUCGGGUCCGUGCCAGCCAUCGUGGUCUCAUCCCCUCAAGCAGCCGAGCUCUUUCUCAAGACUCACGACACAGUUUUCGCCAGCAGGCCUAAAAUACAAGUUGCAGAGCUCUACUCUUAUGGAGUAAAGGGCAUAGCAUUUACGCCCUACGGUCCGUAUUGGCGAAACAUGAGAAAAUUUUGUACGCGGGAGCUACUCACCACGAAAGUCAUCGAUUCGUUUGCGUGGAUGAGGAAGGAGGAGCUGGGAUUUUUCGUGGAAAGUAUCAGAGAAGCGGCUAGCUCGCGAGUGGCGUUGGAUGUUACUAAGAUUGUGGGAGAGUUGAUCCAGGACAUGAUUUGCAGGAUGUUGUUUGGGAAAAGCAGAGAUGUGAGAUUUGAUCUCAGUGGAAUUCUCGAGGAAAUGACAGAGACAGGGGGAGCUUUCAAUAUUGCAGACUACUUUCCUUUCCUAAGAGCUCUGGACUUGCAGGGACUUGCCCGACGAGCCAGGAGAACCAGCAAAGAUUUUGAUGAGAUGUUAGAACUGAUCAUUGAUGAGCAUGAAGUUAUUGGUAACCUUGAAGAAAAAAAUGGGAAGGAAGAUUUUGUUGACAUGCUUUUAUCCUUAAAGAAUAGGACCACUGGUACAAAUGACCAACUUGGUUUUACAUUUGAUAGAGCAAAUGUGAAAGCAAUUAUACUCGAUAUGAUAUUUGGAGCAGUUGAUACCUCACACACUGCAGUCAUAUGGGUAAUGUCAGAACUUACAAGGCAUCCGAGGGUGAUGAGUCGAGUUCAAAAAGAACUUGAAAUGGUUGUUGGGGAUAAUGAUAUAGUCGAAGAAGCUCAUUUGUCUAAGUUGGAUUACCUAUAUAUGGUUGUUAAAGAAAGUUUAAGGCUACAUCCUGUUGCGCCCCUAUCUGUUCCUCAUGAGUCUACUGAAGACAUUUUGGUAAAUGGAUAUCACAUUCCAAAGAAGUCAAGAAUCAUUAUUAACAACUGGGGAUUAGGACGAGAUUCUAAUGUAUGGUCUGAGAAUGCACUAGAAUUUAUCCCAGAGAGGUUCAGUGGAAGCAAAAUUGAUCUUCAAGGACAAGAUUUCCAAUUUAUACCAUUUGGUUCAGGACGAAGAGGAUGUCCUGGGUUGCACUUAGGCUUGAUUAACAUUCAAUUGUUGGUUGCUCAGAUGGUACAUUGCUUUGAUUGGGACUUAUCAACUGGUACGUCGCCUACUGAGUUGGAAAUGGAUGAAAAGUUUGGUCUAACAAUGUCAAGACUGGACCAUCUGGUGGCCACACCAACUGUUCGUGUUAGAGAGAAACAUUUAACUUAAGAACUUUCUUGCACUUUGAUAUAUAAAUUUUUCAGUCAAGGUUAUUUUUAUGCACAUGCUUAGUAUCAGAAAAUCAUGUGUCUGUAAUAACCUGUAAGACUUCUAAAUAAUGAUGUUUGUGUUA